Molecule: messenger RNA, 3384 nt
Organism: Notodromas monacha
Lineage: Eukaryota; Metazoa; Arthropoda; Ostracoda; Podocopida; Cyprididae
Source: the annotation of a GenBank genome assembly
AUGUCGGCGCUGGUGCGGGAGGACGAUUUACUGCGUGACGAUCUUACGUCGGAGUCCACAGAAGUCAAGUUGAAGCAUAUGACGCGGAUCGUGAAGGCCCGCGCGACGAGGCUGUCGUACUGCUCACUCUUCCUGCACGCAGAGCGCUAUAAGCAGGCCAUGGCGCUCAUGAAACGUUUACGACAUCCCGACCUGACUGACGAAGAAAUCUCAGAGAUCCAGGAAAUUGUGCAAAUCUCUGAGGAACGCGAGAAGAAGUGGAAAGAGAGUAAGAAGGAGGAGAGACGUCCGAUCGCGGAGAAACGCGCGGAGGCGGCACUGAAGUUGCAGGCCCUGAAGAGGCGGCAAGAGGACUUGAAGAAGGCACAGUGGAGAAGGCGGUUUUGCGAGAUUGCAGACAACCCGCCAUUUCAGUGCUCAUCUUUACCGAAGCCACCCGAACCCAUGGAAAACCACGAUUAUGCAGUUCAAGCACCCGCUCCCGUUCCUAAUGAAGACCAAACUCAUGCUACAGUUUUUGACUCUCCUGCCUCACUUUCUGGCGAAGGAGAAGGGGAAGAAGAGGACGAGGAGGCGGAAGAGGAAGAAGUUACAAAUAUGGAAACAGACGAAGAGCCAGGAUUGGAAGAAGAGGCAGACGCAAAUGUUGCCGACGAAUCUUCUCUCUGUGUGCCCGAAGAAGAGGAAGAAGAAGAAACAUUUAUUGCGGAAGAAGGCGAAGAAGCGAGUCAACAGGGGCAUGAGGAGGAGGAAGAAGAAGAAGUGAUAGAAGCAGAGGAAGUGGAAGGAGGAAAAGAAGGAGCUGGAGAAAGACCACAAGGCGAAGAAGAAGAUGAAGAGAUGGAACAAGACGAGCAGAUGCAAGACACUUGCGAAGAAGAGAAGGUUGCUGCCGAAGAAACUUUCUAUGACGCCGAAGACUCAAUUGCAGCUGUUGAAGAACAGCCUUUGGAAGCGUCGGAAGAAGAAACGGCCGUUCAAAAAGAAGGUGAAGAAUGCAAAGCUGUUGCUCGUGAUGAAGAAGAAACUCUGGAAGUAGUCCAAGAGAUUCCUGCAGACGACCAAGUUGUCCCCGUGCCUGUCCCCGAGGAAUUGAAGCGAGAAGAGGAGGAAGAUGAGAAACCAGCCCAGAUGGAGUUGCAGGUACCAGCUGCAGUUGGGGAUGAGGCAGAGGAGGAGAAAGCCGCCGGAUCAGAAGCCGUGGCGGAGACUGAAGUCGACGUGGAUCUCCAGAAGCCAGACAGCGUGGAAUCGCAAGACGAGAACGCCUUUCUCCUCGCCCUGGAGCAGGACAACGUGCCGCCGGUCGAGGACAUGCACAUGGACGACACCCACAUCCGAGAUCCCUAUGACAUCUCAUCGGAAGAGUCGGACGCGCACGUGGAGCCACUGUCGAUCGGGCUGCGCACGCGGUCCUUGCGAGCAGAGAAGCGCCUCCUGUCCAAGUCUAGCGAGGAGGAAGAGGCCGACGAAGAGGCGGAGAGCCUGAGUCUGCGGCCGUCGAAACGCCACUCUCCGUCCAAGAAGAGCUGGAAGGUGGGCAAGACGCCGCGGGACGAGGACGAGGACAGGACCCGCGGCGUCCGACGUCGCUCGGUCAAGGAAGAAACCUCUUCGGAACUCGUCGUCGUCUCCACUUCCGCUGCAGCCACAAUGAAGACGUCCAAAAAUGUAGGAGGUAGCAGCAGCACGAGUAGGAGGAGGAGUAGCAGCAGUGCGGAUGACAAGGAGCGGCAAGAGGCGAAAAGUGAGGAGGAGGAGGAGGAGGAAGAAGAGGCCAUCUCGGUCCUGCUUGCACCCACGCCGCGAACCUACGCUGGCCGCAACCUGGAUGCCGGCUCGGUAUGCAACAACAACAACAAUGACGACGACGACAGCAGUGUGGCGUCGGCGUCGUCGACCACGGCGAGGCACGAAUUGCUGCUGCCGUCGUCGCCGGCGGGGCUGUCGACGACGUCGUCGACGCAGAGCGAAGAGCGGGAACGAAGUCGAAUCCGAAAGGUGUUGCUUGGUGUGCACGAGCAGAUCGCCAAUCACAAGUUUGCCAACCAGUUCCUGCAGCCGAUCAAGGAGAGCGAGGCCCCGGACUACAGGAGUUUCAUCAAGCAGCCCAUCGACUUGACGUCGAUCAAGCGGAAGAUUGAUUCGGGCGAGAUCCGAACCCUGGGCGAGCUCGAGUUCCCGAUCUACCUCAUGUUCGCCAACUGUGCCAUGUACAAUGGGGACGAGGGCGUCGUGGCUGAGCGAGCCAAGGCCAUGAGAGACCACGCGUUGAUGUGCAUUGAGACCAACAGGCAGUACCUGGACACCGGCGUGGUUCAGGGCAGCGGUGGCGACUCAAGGAGUGCUGCCGUCGCCGCCGCCACCACCUCGGGAAGUAUCCUGUCGUCCUUGUCGAGUCACCACCACCACCAUCAUGGGGCUCAUACACCGGGCACGAGUGUCCGGGUCACGAGGAGACGCACUAACGGCUCGUGGUUGGAAAUGGAGGCCGAGGUGAGUGAUGAUUCGGAUAGUGACCGGAGUGUGGACAUGUUCGAUCGGUCAGCUGCACUGAAGGUGAAACAGAAACUAUUCGAAUACAGUCAACUGAAAAGUUCUCUCAAGAAGCUGACUAGCUUCAAUGAACUGCUGAGAACAUCAAGGAGUCGCAGCGAUGUGGAGUUUGGAGAAGCGGAGACGAAACUGAGCGACAUUAAAGCAAGUUUAGCAUCUACAGCUCACAAAAAGGUGGAAAUUGAAAAGGAACUUCUGAAACUGAAAGAAGAGAUUGAGAGUCUGACUGAAGAAGAGAAGGCAUUGGAGAUUGAAGAGGAAGAACUGCGGAAAUACGUUGAUUCUUUGAAGGAGGACUCGAAGCAAAAUACCGAGGGCUGGGCCAUUGAAAAAAAGACCAGUUCCAUCUCGAAAGACCGACUUCGGGCUUCUGCCAUGGAAGGAGAAGCCCGCACCUCUAGCAUCGAAGUCAAGAAACUCAAACGGGAUCUGCAAGAAUUGACCAGAACUGUGAGCACGAAACAAAAAGAUUUCAAGCAGAUGAAGUCAUCCAUUCCCCAAGUCGCCGCCAGGGUGAAGCAAAUAAGUAGUGGUGGGGUUGAACUCUCCCCACAAGAAAAGGUGGCGAUGGAAGCGCUUGAUUUGCUUUUGGCGUCCCGUGAAACGUGCGACAGUCCGGAAGCGGGCUUCGUUUUGGAUGAAGAGGAUGAGGAGUGCGUAAACGAGGUGUCCACAACUGUUUCACGCAACGAGGAAAUUGAAGGCGAAAUGUCUUCUUCCACUUCUGACGACAGCGAUUGAAAUCAUGAAGUGUCGUUCUUUUUUUUUUAAUUGCUCUGCAGAUUGCGUUAUUUCAGGCUGUGAGAAUAUAUUGCCAACACGAGUCCA